Messenger RNA from Amaranthus tricolor (Joseph's coat), 2021 nucleotides. RefSeq lists its product as uncharacterized. NCBI's taxonomy places the organism in Eukaryota, Viridiplantae, Streptophyta, Magnoliopsida, Caryophyllales, Amaranthaceae. The record is from RefSeq and is a predicted model, not a curated record. The transcript is spliced from 11 exons. Bases 396 to 1484 code for a protein of 362 amino acids.
UUUAUGUGUUUCAAACCAAAAAUAACUCCCACGUAUUCAUUUUUUUCGUCCUCGUGUCAACUACUUCUCUACCUUCAUCUCUCAUCAAACAUCAAUGUCUGUCACUGUUUUGCAUAAUCCACUUUCCAGAAAUAAGUAUAACUUCCACUUUUCCUUCUUUGUUACGCCAAAACCAUCCCUUUGAAUUAGUAUAACUUCAAUUGAUAUUCAUUCGUUUGUUUCCAGAUUUUCAUCUAUUCAAUUUCUCUUUAUCGGAGAAGUUUGCCUAAUGAUAAUUUGAGCAAAUUGCUUUUCGAUGGUGUAAAUAAUGAUUUCAUUAUCGGAGAAAUUGAUUCUGUUUUUAGAUCGCAUUUCAACAGUGUAAGCGAUUCACGGAUGCUAUUAUUACCAGAAAAAUGCAGCAAAUUUCGGCGACUCGAAGGCGCGCUUAUCUCAGCGCUCUCUCUCAAGAAAUCCAGAAAAAGCUUCAACGAGCAGAAACAAAUCCUGCGCAGCGGCGAAAUUUAUUGCAGGAGUUAUUUGCUGAUAUAGCUUUGGAAGUUGAUGAUCGUGCGAAAGAUAUAAUUCUCAGCAGGGGUUCAGAUGCCAUAGCUCCUGUAGAUGAGGGCUUUGAAGAUCAGCUGUGCUUCUAUGAUGUGCUUUCUGUUCAUUUUGUCCAGGUUCCAGAAGAUGGGCAACCUAUUCUUGACCUGAUUGUGAAGCUGUGGAGCCAAUCAUUUGCCUCUCAUAUAUUUGUCCUUCUGUUCCACAAAUGGCUAUUUGAAGUUGAAAUUGAAGACUCUGAGAAGCUUCUUCGUUAUUCAUCUGCUCUUGUUCAGGGUUCUGCAAAUGUUUUUUGGAUCGAUAUCCAGACGAACACAAGACGUUUCCAGUCUCUCUUUCGUUAUCUUCUCGAGGAUAUCACAUUGGACCGGUCACGGCUAACUAAGCUUGGUCUGCAGGCUCAGCGAGAUCUGUUCCUUCUGCUGUCUAGGACUAUUUUCUUUUAUAAUGCAGUUGAGAAGCUUGGUGACUUUCUGAACAGUUUUCCUCCUUUUCCAAAUUCUUUCCUGGUUGGUGGUCCAGCCGACAUGUUUGUGAUUGAGCUCACAGAUCAGCUUCAGAAGUUGAAGGUGGAACCUGUUUUGCUGCAUUACUUAUCACAAAUUAAGGUUCUCCAAGGUUUGGAGCUCAGGAUGACUACUAGUACACGGCUGAAGACUUGCUUGUACAGCUUUACUUCUCCGGGAGGUCCAAUGUAUCCUACAAGAGCUGUUCGCCAUGCUGCUAGGAAUGCUUUAGAUGCACUUUUUCCUGUGGGGCAAUAUCCUCGGCAUCUAAUCAGCCUAUUCUUCCGGUUGUUGUAUCCAUGGUAUUGGCCAUCUUCUUGUUGGUAUUUUGUAAUGUCUUGCGUAAAAGCUUUGUUUUAUUCCUUGAUAGGGUUGAUAGUCUCAAGCUGGGAGGGAAUAAGGGGGCACAAGAUGUCCAAGAGAGAUAUGUUGUAGUUCUUUUUUACCGAAAAACUCUGAAAGAAAUUGUUUGAACUCUUUUUCUUCACUUUUUGAAUUUUUAAUGUUCUAACAGAAAUUUUCUCAUGUACAUUCAGCUUUGUAAAGUGGAUUUCCGAUUCAGUGUGUAAUGGAUAUUAGACACCUUGUAUUUGAUGCUACAUCAAAUGUCUUCGUAUUAAGAUGUAUCAAAUAAGAUUUUAUUAGAUUAUUUGUAUCAUAAGAAGUGAUUACAAUUGAUAAAUCGUGUUUUCUAUGCAACUGAUUUGAGUGUAAGUUGUAUUUCAUGUAAAUUUUACUGAACAUAGCUGUAUACCCACAUGGCACAUAGAUAGGAAGUUUACUUGGGAAUGGUAUGUUUCACAACAAUUAAACACCACAUGGCACAUAGAUGGGAAGUUUACUUGGGAAUGGUAUGUUUCACAACAAUUAAACAACACUUGCGUACAACAGAACAACAAUAUUAGGGCUUUAAUCCCAAAAGAUUAGAGUCGGCAACUUGAAUUAAUAUAUUAGUUUCAAUGGUCGUCUACA